Messenger RNA from Pimephales promelas (fathead minnow), 3192 nucleotides. RefSeq names its product inositol polyphosphate-5-phosphatase B (gene inpp5b). NCBI's taxonomy places the organism in Eukaryota, Metazoa, Chordata, Actinopteri, Cypriniformes, Leuciscidae. The record is from RefSeq and is a predicted model, not a curated record. Gene Ontology annotation, biological process: signal transduction; phosphatidylinositol dephosphorylation. Gene Ontology annotation, cellular component: cytosol; membrane. Gene Ontology annotation, molecular function: phosphatidylinositol-4,5-bisphosphate 5-phosphatase activity; inositol-1,4,5-trisphosphate 5-phosphatase activity.
UGGGUGGGAUUUGACUCUGCCAAGUUUGGUGCCUGACGGUCAGAAGAAAAGUAAUAAAGAAGAGGACAAUCAGACGUGGUUUCAUCCGAGACUCUUCAUAAAAGACUACAGAUGCUGAUAAACUGAUGAAGAUGAGCUGGAUCUGCUACGUGGCGGAGGAAACCACGAACACACACUAAACGAUCUUAAAUGACACGUCUUGCGAUUGGAGAAGUAUCGGGUACAGGCUUGCUGUGAAUUAUGGAUCAGUCCGUGGCAAUUCAAGAGACUUUAGCCAAAGGGGAAAACUGCAAAAUAGCUGUGGAGUGUGUUUCACUGCGGAAUGAUGUGAGAGAGAGCAAACUGAUCGGACUCGUGCAGCAGAGCAACGAACAUGCGUUAUUCCUAUACUCCCAUCGGAGAAUGGCCAUCACUGGCGAUGAUGUCACACUGGAUGAAAUCAUACCCAUUUCUUAUGACUUUUCAGUUGUUGAAGUUUCGUCUCCAGAUGAGCUUGCUGUUGUCGGUGCGGACACUCGAGUGCGAGUGACUUUCUUCGACGAGGAGUUGGUGCUGAAGUUACCUUUCGGAUCUCAGAGCCGGCUGUUCCUCGGAGAAGUCAAUCGGGCGUGGAGCGAUGUGUGUGAGCAACAUCCGAGGCAAGAGCCGAAGUUUGGCUGGCUUAGCAAGUAUCGUAAGGUGUCGAGAGGAGCGCGGCCUCUGAGAAAGCCAGCCGGAGCCUCCGACGGCAAGAUGAGUCGGAUAACUGGAAAAGCCGACGGCGUCGGACAGAAGAAAGAGGACGAGCGCAGUGUGUGUGAGAGCCAGGAGAGAGGGAAGGGCGAGCUGAGAGAUGAGCUGAUCCGAAACUCCCAGCACAUCUUGUUAAAUAAAGACCAGAUGCUCGGGAUGCCCCAGUUCGGCCUGCGGGAUAACCUCAUCAAAUGUGAGCUCCUGAAGAACGAGGACGCCUACACAUACAUCCAGAACUACAGCUUCUUCGUGGGAACGUACAAUGUGAACGGCCAGAAUCCGAAGGAAAGUCUCAGUCCAUGGCUGGCGUCCUCCAACACCCCUCCUGACUUCUACCUCGUGGGUUUCCAGGAGCUGGAUCUCAGUAAGGAGGCGUUUCUCUUCAAUGAUACUCCUAAAGAGCCCGAGUGGAUGCUAGCCGUCUACAAGAGCCUCCAUCCAGAUGCCAAGUAUGCUUUAGUGAAGGUCGUGCGUUUGGUGGGAAUCAUGCUGUUGUUCUACGUGAAGGCGGAGCAUGUGCCGCACAUCUCUGAGAUGGAGGCCGAGACCGUCGGCACAGGCGUCAUGGGGCGCAUGGGAAAUAAAGGUGCAGUAGCCAUCCGCUUCCAGUUUCACAACUCGGACAUCUGUGUGGUGAACUCCCACCUCGCCGCGCACACCGAAGAGUUCGAGCGACGGAACCAGGACUUUAAGGACAUUUGCCGCAGGAUUCAGUUCCGGCAGGAGGACCCCACACUGCCCCCCCUCACCAUCAUGAAACACAGUGUUGUGAUAUGGCUGGGAGAUCUAAACUAUCGCUUAAGUGACCUUGAAGUCGAUCAUGUGAAGGAGUUAAUAGCUAAAAAGGAGUUUGAGACCCUGUGUAAUCAUGACCAGCUGAAGCGGCAGAUGGAUGAGGAGGUUGUGUUUGUGGGAUUCACGGAGGGAGAGAUUGAUUUCCAACCCACAUACAAAUAUGACACCGGCUCAGAUCAGUGGGAUACAAGUGAGAAGUGUCGAGUUCCUGCGUGGUGUGACCGCAUCCUGUGGAGGGGGAAGGACAUUCAACAGCUUAAUUACCAGAGUCACAUGACCCUGAAGACCAGUGACCACAAACCCGUCAGCUCUCUGCUGGAGAUAGGGAUCAAGCUCGUGAACGACGAGUCCUACAAACGGACAUUCGAAGAGAUCGUGAGGCGCAUCGACCGACAGGAGAACGAUUGCAUUCCUUCAGUGACGCUGUCUGGGACAGAGUUCGACUUCAAGAACGUGAAGUUCAUGCAGCAUCAGGCUCAGACCGUGAGGGUCCACAACGACGGCCAGGUGCCGUGUCAGUUCGAGUUCAUUCAGAAGCUGGACGAGCCGUUCUACUGCAAACCCUGGCUAACAGCGAACCCGUGCAAAGGCUUCCUGGCCCAGGGUGGCAGUGUGGACAUUGACCUGGAGGUGUUUGUGAACCGCUCUACGGCCCCGGAGCUGAACUCAGGCCAGCAGCAGCUGGAGGAUAUCCUGGUCCUGCACCUGGAGAGGGGGAAAGAUUACUUCAUCUCCGUCACGGGCUCGUACCUGCCCAGCUGUUUCGGCUCGUCUCUCGCCACACUGUGUCUGCUGAGGGAACCCAUCCAGGAGAUGCCGCUCGAAACCGUCCGAGAGCUGAGUAUGAAGUCAAAAAGCCAGAUGCCUGACCCUGAGACGGAUAAACCUCAAGAAAUCCCCAAGGAAUUGUGGAUGAUGGUGGACCAUCUCUUCCGUUAUGCAAAAAAACAGGAAGACCUGUUUCAGCAGCCCGGCCUGCGCAGUGAGUUCGAGGAGAUUCGGGAUUGUUUGGACACGGGCAGCUUGGACACUCUCCCGGGCAGUAAUCACUCCGUGGCCGAAGCCCUGCUCCUGUUCCUCGACGCGCUUCCCGAACCCGUCCUUCCCUUCUCCUUCUACCGGCAGUGCCUGGACAUCAGCGGCGACAGCAGCCAGUGCAGACAGAUCAUUUCUAGUCUACCUCAGUGCCAUAGAAAUGUGUUCAACUAUGUGACGGCCUUCCUCCAAGAGCUGCUGAAACACUCGACACACAAUCGGCUGGACGCCGCUAUUUUAGGCCCGAUCUUCGCUGGUCUGAUGCUCCGGUCGCCCACAAAGCAAGAUCUCACAGAGAAAAGGAAGGUGAAGGAGUUUUUCCAGCAUUUCCUGGUCCAGACGCCCUCUGACAGAGACAUUCAUGAUAAAUCACCCGAAUAACCGGCUCCUUUCCUUAUUUCACAUGCCUAGUUUUUUCCAGGUAUCAGCAGAAUUAUGUCCAUAAAUUUUGUAGUUGCCAUUUAAUUCAAAGCAUUUUAAACCGUUAUUGAAACUAAUUGGUUUUAUUACAAAUCAGAUGGGAGUUUUUAUUUGAAAAAAAAAAGGUUAUUUAAUGAACUAUAUUUGUAUUUUCAAUGUUUGUAAAUACAAAACGGCUGUUAUUUUAUAUUAAAUCUAAACAAUCAUAAA